AUGUCUCAACCCGGGAUUCUCCAAGCAAGGCUGCGCACCGGCACUGGCACCAGCACCGGCACCGGCACCGGAACCGGCGCUGUGGCGGGCGAGUUUUUCCUGAUGACAACCAACUCUCUGACCACUUGCUGCGAGUCCCCGGGCAGAUCCAUAGCCGACUCCGGAGUGGCGGCGUCCGGGCAGACACCAGUCUACUGCCCCGUGUACGAGAGCCGGCUGCUGGCCACCGCGAGGCAUGAACUCAGCUCAGCCGCGGCGCUGGGCGUGUACGGGAGCCCCUACACCGGCAGUCAAGGCUAUGGGAAUUACGUUACAUACGGCACCGAUGCCUCGGCAUUCUACUCGCUGGGCACAUUCGACACUAAAGAUCCCACAGCUUCUGCGCAUGCGGGAAUAACCCAGGCAACAGCCUACUAUCCUUAUGAUCCUACCUUGGGACAGUACCAGUAUGACAGAUAUGGUUCCAUGGAUGGGGGAACAAGGCGGAAGAACGCCACGCGGGAGACGACCAGCACGCUAAAAGCCUGGCUGCAGGAACACAGGAAGAACCCGUACCCGACUAAAGGAGAGAAGAUCAUGCUCGCCAUCAUCACUAAAAUGACGCUAACGCAGGUCUCCACCUGGUUCGCCAACGCCAGGCGGAGGCUCAAGAAGGAGAACAAGAUGACAUGGCCGCCCAGAAACAAGGGCUCAGAGGAGAAGAGAUAUGACGAGAAUGAAGAUGUGUCUCAGGAGGAGCAGAUAAAAAGCGAGAACAAUGAGGAUGAGACCACAAGUCGGCCUGAUAAAGACCUACAGUUGAGCGAUUUGGACGAUUUCGACACGCUUGAGUCCGAGAGCUCGGAGUGCGAGCUGAAGCACCGAUACCUCAUGAACACGCACAUGACGACGACGGGCGACUGCCCCGCGGAACACCUCAUCAAGGACGCGUCUCUGAAAAUCUCCAUCCCCGUUUCCCUGGGAGGGGAGCAGGACUUGAGCAAAAGUUGUCUCAAAACCAACCAGGAGGAUUUCCAGCCGGACAGCAGACAGCAGGCAAAGGUGUGUUACAGCCAGCAGCAGCAGCAGCCAGGGCACCAGCUAUUAGACGGCAAGCCUCGGAUCUGGUCUUUGGCACAAACUGCGACGUCCCUGAACCAGACGGAGUACCCGUCCUGUAUGCUGAGGUGCCAGCCGCCGCCGCCGCCCCCCUCCUCCCUCACCCCAUCCCCCGCCGCUACCUCACCUGUCACCGGCCUGGACAACAGACAGGACUCGCCGGUCACGACCCUGAGAAACUGGGUGGACGGAGUUUUCCACGACCCCUUGUUCAGGCACAGCACUUUGAGCCAGGCACUGACCAACACCACCGUCUCUUGGUCCACGGACACCAAAAACAUGGCCAUGCUGGAGGCUGAGAGGAACGCGGCGGUCUUGCAGCAGCACCAAGACUCCUCCAAAGACAAUGCCAUGAGUUUCCCAAAAGCUAUCAACAAACUGUUCUGCUCCUAACACGACCAAAAGACCCUUUGAUUGCCAAAAUAGAGACUCUUUGUGACUGAAAGUCGGAUGGAAAAGCCUAUUUCGUCUCCAUGAUUCCUUCGUUUUUUUUAAAUUUGAUUUUAAAAGCAAUGGUAGCUAUAAACUGAUUCAUUGGCGUUACGGGAGUGAACUAUCCGGAUCGGUUUGGCUUAUUUUAUUUAACGCACGCACAGAACUUAUCGACAUGUAUAACUAAAAGUUUACAUCUUGGGGAAAAAAUAGGCCUAAAGUUUACAUAAUGGUUCGUUUUUUUUCUUGUUUCUUUACUAUGCGCAUGCAAAUGUAAUUGAAUAUUAUUUAGGUCUCAGCGGUUGAGUAUCACUAUAAAAAAAAAAGUCUCACAAAUGCACAGCUCUUAUGAAGUGGAAGAGAGCGUCUCAACUUUGUUCACUGAAAAUAAAAUCAGUCGGUUUCUGAGAAGCUCUUGGCUGAGUUGCUGUCCAUGGUGCUGAACUACAUGGGAACCCAAUCCCCCCUGGGCCGGCUAUUCUUCCCUUGUCUGCUUUUGCAUGUUUGUUUGCUUUUUCAUGUAAAAGUAUACGUCCACUGAUUACAUGGGACCUAAUACACAGCUGAGCACAGGU
Pseudoliparis swirei is the source of this 2105-nucleotide messenger RNA. It is a transcript of the gene irx4a, whose product is annotated as iroquois homeobox 4a. The record is from RefSeq and is a predicted model, not a curated record. The transcript is spliced from 5 exons. Lineage: Eukaryota; Metazoa; Chordata; Actinopteri; Perciformes; Liparidae. Gene Ontology annotation, molecular function: RNA polymerase II cis-regulatory region sequence-specific DNA binding; DNA-binding transcription factor activity, RNA polymerase II-specific. Gene Ontology annotation, cellular component: nucleus. The coding region runs from base 1 to 1491 and encodes 496 amino acids. Gene Ontology annotation, biological process: regulation of transcription by RNA polymerase II; neuron differentiation; cell development.